Molecule: messenger RNA, 1329 nt
Organism: Trichoplax adhaerens
Lineage: Eukaryota; Metazoa; Placozoa; Uniplacotomia; Trichoplacea; Trichoplacidae
Exons: 13
Coding region: 1-1329 (442 amino acids)
Biological process (GO): protein folding; protein peptidyl-prolyl isomerization
Cellular component (GO): catalytic step 2 spliceosome
Molecular function (GO): peptidyl-prolyl cis-trans isomerase activity
Source: RefSeq, a predicted model, not a curated record
AUGAGUAAUAUCUACAUUACUGAACCGCCAACAAGUGGCAAGGUCUUGGUAGUAACUUCCUGUGGAGACAUUGACAUCGAAUUAUGGUCUAAAGAAGCACCUAAAGCUUGCAGAAACUUUAUACAGCUAUGCAUGGAAGGCUAUUAUGAUUCUACCGUCUUUCAUAGGGUUGUCAAAAAUUUCAUUAUCCAAGGCGGAGAUCCUACAGGAACUGGUCAAGGUGGUGAAUCCAUCUACGGAAAAUCAUUCCAGGACGAAUUUCAUCAACGACUAAGAUACACGCGAAGGGGUUUAGUCGGUGUAGCCAAUUACGGACCGAAUACAAAUGGUAGUCAAUUUUUUUUUACCUUAGACCGAGCUGAUGAAUUAAACGGCAAGAACACUAUAUUUGGAAAGGUCACCGGUAAUACUAUCUAUAAUGUACUUAAAAUUGCUGAGGUUGAAACUGAUGGGAACGAUCGACCACUUUAUCCUCCAAAAAUUAUUAAAACAGAGGUACUUGCAAAUCCUUUCGACGAUAUUGUUCCUAGAUUACUGCAAAAAGCUAAGCCUAAGGUUGAAAUUGAAGCAAAGAAGCAGGCAAAAUCAGCAGCAACAAAAAACUUUAAAUUACUGUCUUUUGGGAUGGAAGAAGAAGAAAAUGACGGUGAUGUUGCAGCUACAUCCACAGAUCGCAAAAUUAGGAGUAGUCAUGAUGUCCUUGAUGAUCCAAAACUAAGUGCUGAGCCAGCCAUCGAGUCAAGCAGUAAAAGGCGACUUUCUGACGAUGAAGAAAAUGUAUCGGAAGAAUAUGACAACCUCAUGAAAGAACGGAUUAGGAAUAAACUACAGAAUAGGAAUCAAAUUGAAAAACCAGUUAUUGAAACGCAGGAAAAGAAGAUUUCUAGAACUGAAGAGUUACGAAAAGAGGCAAAAGUACUGAUGCGAGAAAUAAAAAAAUCCCGCAAACAGGAAACAGUAAAGGAUGAAUCAGAUGAUGAUGAGGAUGAAGAAGAGGGUGAAAAUGAAGUUAUGAAAGAGUAUAGAGAGCAACAGCAGAAAUACUCUACGAAUAAAAACUUACGAAAGGACUCUAAUAGGGAAAAGAAGACUCUUGAAUUCUUAGCGAAAUUCCAAUCAAAGCUUCAAGCAGCAAGAAGUAUGCCUUCGGAUAACGACUCCAUGAAUACUGAUGGAAAAGAUAAUAAGAUGUCUAUUCGAUUGGAUAUCGAUAAUACAGAACAUAAAUCUAGGGAUCCGAAUAAGCAAGACGUCGACGCCUACCAUAUUUACGAUCCGAGAAAUCCGAUCAACAAGAGACGACGUGAAAAAGGAAAAGAGAGACGUUAA